Bombus pyrosoma is the source of this 335-nucleotide messenger RNA. RefSeq names its product 40S ribosomal protein S29 (gene RpS29). Gene Ontology annotation, cellular component: cytosolic small ribosomal subunit; ribosome. Gene Ontology annotation, molecular function: zinc ion binding; structural constituent of ribosome. The transcript is spliced from 3 exons. Bases 101 to 271 code for a protein of 56 amino acids. Lineage: Eukaryota; Metazoa; Arthropoda; Insecta; Hymenoptera; Apidae. The record is from RefSeq and is a predicted model, not a curated record. Gene Ontology annotation, biological process: translation.
GUACGCUAGUGGGUGUAAUGUUGCGUCGCAAAGGUUUCUGACCAUUUUCUGCCAUUUCGAUUUUUAAUGCAGUAUUGUAAACAAAUUCUGUAUAUCAAACAUGGGAUUCCAAAACAUUUGGUAUUCACAUCCACGUAAAUAUGGACAAGGAUCUAGAUCUUGUCGUGCUUGUGCGAACAGGCAUGGUUUGAUAAGAAAAUAUGGAUUGAACAUUUGUAGGCAAUGCUUCAGGGAAUAUGCUGCCGAUAUUGGCUUCAAAAAGCUGGAUUAACAUAUGGGAAUAAUGAAAUGAAUGUAUAUGAGAUACAAUAAAAUAAAUUUUUUUUUCUACUAAA